AUGAUAGCUGAAUCUGUGAAGACGCGUGGAGAAUUCAAAGGGCCAGUAAUUCAUUUAGUGGGUUGGAACACCAAUUAUGAAGACAGCGUAGUGUUGGGUCAGGCCGAGUUCUUUUCAACACAUUUAUCUAUCUAUCUAUCUAUCUAUCGUUCAGUUUCUUCAUUAUCUAUCUAUCUAUCUAUCUAUCUAUCUAUCUAUCUAUCGUUCAGUUUCUUCAUUAUCUAUCUAUCUAUCUAUCUAUCUAUCUAUCUAUCUAUCUAUCUAUCUCAUCUAUGCACAAAUCAUCCAUCUCUCAUCCUAUCUAUCUAUCUAUCUAUCUCCGUUUGUUCAUUAUCUAUUGAUCUAUCAUAUUUUCACUCUAUCUAUCUAUCUAUCUAUCUAUCAUAUUUUGUUCAUUAUCUAUUGAUCUAUCAUAUUUUCAUAUCUAUCUAUCUAUCUAUCUACAUCAGUUUGUUCAUAAUCUAUUUAUCUAUUAUAUCUAUCUAUCUAUCUAUCUCAGUUUGUUCAUUAUCUAUUUAUCUCAGUUUGUUAAUUAUCUAUAUAUCUAUCAUAUGUUCAUAUCUAUCUAUCUAUCUAUCUAUCUAUCUAUCUAUCUAUCUAUCUCAGUUUGUUCAUUAUCUAUUUAUCUAUCAUAUGUUCAUAUCCAAACUAUUGCAGUAA
Molecule: messenger RNA, 660 nt
Organism: Acanthosepion pharaonis
Lineage: Eukaryota; Metazoa; Mollusca; Cephalopoda; Sepiida; Sepiidae
Source: the annotation of a GenBank genome assembly